UAACCUCAGGGGAUUAAUUUCAACAGGUGCAAUACCUGAAGGAUUAGCGCUCUGCCCGCGGUGGAGGACGCUGUUUUUCUCUAUAAGUAGGAACAUUGUUUAUUGUUUUGAUAAAAACUAAAAUGUACUAUCUCGUGAUCAGAAUAAGUGGGUAUUACAAAAAGCGUGCGAGCUACGACUGGAUCAUUCUUCCUACUUUGCUCAAAUUUCAUAUGGUCUGAUUUACCGGUGAACGCAAUCGCAACUUCUCGGCCCUUUCCGUUCCGAGCCUGCCGGAAAGGCCCGAGAGGUUGCGAUUGCCGGUGAACCAUGAAAUAAACACAGUAUAGGGUUUAUGCUGGUAAAAAAAGGACGCGGUGGCGAAAUUUUUCGGUUUUUAGUUUUAUACGUGUACAUAGUCUGGUGUUGACAUUAGUCCUUAAUUAAUGCACUUUGAAACAAACUUUCAAAGUGAGUGUGUAAAUUGUACAAGUGCUUUAUAACAGGAACGUAGAUGGUUUAGAUGGAGGUGAAGUGAACCUGAACACCUACAAUGUUCAUGGAAAAAAUCAUGCAUUUUCCGAGGAUAAGGACCCGCAGGUGGAAAAACGUUUUGAAAAACGUUUUGAAAUGGAUGAUCAUUUUGUUCUUGGCUACAUACUUUAUUUGUACACCCUUUCGAGCAUCUAGAAAGAGAGCCGAAGAAGCAUACUUAAAAUCAGGGUUUUUGCGUCCAUCAGUCUCAACUCAGCCUACUACUUGCAGCACCGGUGAAGUGUUUCUGCUCAUAAUGGUUCCAAGCGCCGUUUCUAACUUUGAGCAAAGAAAUGCAAUACGCAGCACAUGGGGAAACCUUUCAUACACAAACUGUACCGUGGUGUUAAAAUUCGUGCUUGGUAAAAGUAAGCAGAGCCUUCACCAGAACCUUGCAGGAGUCGAGAACACCAUCUACAAUGAUAUUUUGUUUACUGAUAUUUCAGAAACCUAUGAAAAUCUUUCCAAAAAAUCGAUCGCUUUGCUUCGUUGGGCAUCGACAAACUGUAAAGGAGUAAAGUAUCUCUUGAAAAUUGAUGACGACAUGUUUCUAAACCUUCCCAGACUUUUAGACGAAUUGAAAACUCAACCAAAGUCUAACUCAAUAUCCGGCUGCAAAGUCAGCGGAGCCUCUCCGUUCCGGUUUCCAUUGUCAAAAUGGAGAAUAUCAAGAUCGGAAUAUGAAAAGGAUUACUACCCCGAUUAUAUAGCAGGAACAGCCUACCUGAUCAGCGGUGAUAUCAUUCCCAAACUAUACAGUGCAACAGAGAGUGUUCUUUACUUUAUAUUUGAAGACGUUUAUAUAACUGGUUUGUGUAGAGAACAUAUAGGAGCUGUUGCGUUAGAGAACAAAGGUUUCAGCUGUGGUUAUCGAGACAGAAGUCCAUGUGGUCAAAACUUUAGGUAUCGGAUUACAGGACAUCACUAUACACCCGCCGAAAUUCAAAGAUUGUGGCGGGAACUCCAAGAUAGGUGGUCAGUUUGUCAGAGAGGAGACAACUACUUGAUUUUCAAAUUAUUUGAUUUGUUUCACUACUUGUUCCUUUGAAGUUUGAAUUUGUCGAAUUUUGUAUGAAAACGUGAUCAACGUAGUUGAUCGUUCAGAUGUUGGGGUUUUUUUUUCAAUUGAAGUAAUGAUGUUUAAUGCGUACUCCUUGGAAUGAUUAAGCAAAAUUAUAACUAUGGCUGACUGAAUGUACGUCACAAACACGUAAUAUGGUAGUGUCCUGUGCAUGGAGAUAAAUCAAAACACGGAGGAUGAACGGUGUGAAUGUCGAUAAAUGUUAACCAUUUUGAAGAUAGAAUCCCCGUCCAUGCAUUUAUGCACACACAUUGUGUAGUUACGUUCAUUUUAAUGUAGGUGAUUUAUGUGAAAGCCAAAAGAGUGUAAUUUGAUCAAGUCGAUGUAUCUUUGAGGGUACAAUCAAAAUGUAUUCGUGUUCGACAUAUGUUAUCACUAUUAGUUCUUUCAAUAUACUCCUAAGAAUUCA
Messenger RNA from Magallana angulata, 2003 nucleotides. Its product is annotated as beta-1,3-galactosyltransferase 1-like. Bases 533 to 1561 code for a protein of 342 amino acids. Gene Ontology annotation, molecular function: hexosyltransferase activity. The transcript is spliced from 2 exons. NCBI's taxonomy places the organism in Eukaryota, Metazoa, Mollusca, Bivalvia, Ostreida, Ostreidae. Gene Ontology annotation, cellular component: membrane. The record is from RefSeq and is a predicted model, not a curated record.